Messenger RNA from Miniopterus natalensis, 1347 nucleotides. RefSeq names its product histidine triad nucleotide binding protein 2 (gene HINT2). Gene Ontology annotation, molecular function: catalytic activity. Lineage: Eukaryota; Metazoa; Chordata; Mammalia; Chiroptera; Miniopteridae. The record is from RefSeq and is a predicted model, not a curated record.
UUUCUGGUCUCUGCAGCCAGUUGUCUGUCCUCUUUCAGGCUGCUGGCCUUCUAUUGAGUACUAGUGUUAACCUCUUAUCUUUCCCACUUUGCCAGAGCUACUGGAGGGGUCAGAUUCAUCCUGUCCUUUUCUCCCACAACGUGACAGCACUAACUUCAGCCUUUCUGAGUCCCAGAGAAACUGGGACUUGCCUACCCUCACUCCCCUGGGUCUGAGUUCACUUAACUGAACUCUUCCACUGAUUCAAGGGACUGGAGUUAAUCGCUGUAAGAGGUCAAAUGUGACACCCAAACGCCCUUGUGUCAAAAGGCAAUUUUAUUGAAACCUGAAAAAACAGGUAACAUCGCUUAAAGAUCAGAAAACAAGUAAUGGAAAUAAGUAGAAACAUUAACAAGGUGAAAGUAUAUGGAAAGAACUCCAAGUGGUGUUAAGAAAUGAUGCAAACAGCUCCCUUUAUUUUACAUUUGAAGCCAAGAGAAGGGAUUUAUCUAAAGUAAAUCACUGGUAAAUAGGAAUUGGGAACUAAGUCUCCAGGUUCUCAUUUUGGAUCUUUCCCCCUGAACAGUGCUAGAUUUCCUAAACACUUUAGAAGCAGAAAUCAACUGGACUGCUGAAUCUUGCAUUAUGGUACUGCCUGUUAUCUAACCAGGCCCAGCACUUUCUGGCCCUACUCUGCUGCUGAUGCUCUGAAACCGAGGAACUGUUUCUUUAGGUGGGAACCACUAGUAGGUUCAUAGAAGGGUGAAGUUAAUGACCAUCAGCCCAGCCUCUGCCAGCCCCAACUGAGUACAUGAGAGAAGUAUUACCAAAUCUCUCCCUCAGAUGUGUUUGACCCACCUUCAGGUCCGAGGAGCUGCAGGUGUGAAUGAUGGGAAUGAAGUGGCCAAGGCCCAGCAGGCAGCUCCUAAGGGAACAGCCCCAACCAUCUUCUCGAGGAUUCUGGAUCGAAGCCUUCCAGCUGAUAUUCUAUAUGAGGACCAGCAGUGUCUCGUAUUCCGUGAUGUGGCCCCUCAGGCUCCUGUGCACUUCCUGGUCAUUCCCAAGAAGCCCAUUCCUCGGAUCAGCCAGGCUGAAGAAGAAGACCAGCAGCUUCUAGGACACCUUCUCCUUGUGGCCAAGAAGACAGCAAAGGCUGAGGGGUUGGGAGAUGGAUACCGACUUGUGAUCAAUGAUGGGAAGCUGGGAGCACAAUCUGUGUAUCACCUGCACAUUCACGUACUUGGGGGCCGACAGCUCCAGUGGCCUCCAGGCUGAACCUACCAACUGCCCAAGGACCCCAUUCCUGGAUGCUUGGAUGGGGUAGAGGGAAAGGGACCCUGUGAUGCUAAUAAACUUGCUCUCCCUCAA